UAUUACAAUCUGUAUCUUUUUGCUGUCCGCGCAAAGCAUGGGAAUACGAGGAAUAGAGUCCAUUAAAGAUCUCUGUGACGAUGAAACUCUCCAAACUGAGAUUUGGCCGUUCCCCUCAAAUUAGGAAUGCUGCUACCUAGGCUGAUCUGAAUUGGAUCGGCGCUUUCUUUAGGACCGCUGCCUUGCGCCAUCCAUGCCUUUGUCAACGGUAAACGAUUAAAGUCCUAACUAGGAUGGCAGUCAACAAAGUGUUUUCGGAGGGAUGGCAACUUUUAACAACCCUCUUCUGGAUAACCGGAGACUCUUGCAAAAACUUGUAAUCAUGUUUUCCUUUAGCGUUAUAUGCGUAUCGAUGUUCUAUCUUUGGCUGGGAUGCUGCGAGUCGGACUUGUUGGACAGAUCAGAAAACUCACAGCCUAUACUUUUAACUGGAUGGUACAGAGAAAACAAAAAUAAGACCGUGCUGAGAGAAAUAUUAACGGCGCCUGGUUACGUGGUGGAGGGGAGCGUGGAUGUUAACAGCCAAGGAAAAGACUGGACCGCAACCCGGCGCCUUCCUCACGCUCUCAUCAUCGGAGUUAAGAAGGGAGGAACGAGAGCGCUUCUGGAGUUCCUGAGACUUCACCCGGAUAUCCGAGCUCUUGGUUCUGAACCACACUUCUUUGACAGGCACUACACACGUGGAAUCAGCUGGUACAGGAGUAUGAUGCCCAAAGCUCUCGAUGGCCAAAUCGUAAUGGAGAAGACCCCCAGAUAUUUUAUCACCCCGGAGACCCCGGCUCGCAUCCACGCCAUGUCACGGAACAUCAAGCUAAUCGUGGUGGUGCGGGACCCCAUCACCCGAGCCAUUUCAGACUACACCCAGAUUAUCUCCAAGACCCCAGAUAUCCCCAGUUUUGAGAGCCUGACGUUUAAGAACAGAUCCACGGAUCAGAUAGACUCUCUUUGGAGCCCGUUGUACAUCGGACUAUACGCCAAGCACUUGGAGCGAUGGUUGGCCCACUUUCCGCUCACCCAGAUUCAUUUCGUCCACGGCGAAAGGCUGAUAAGUGACCCGGCGGGCGAACUGGGACGCGUGCAAGAUUUUCUCGGUUUGCAAAGGAUCAUUACAGACAAACACUUUUACUUUAACAAGACAAAAGGGUUUCCAUGCCUCAAAAAGCCAGAGGGCAGUAGCAAACCCCACUGUUUGGGGCAAACCAAAGGAAGAACUCACCCUAAAAUUGACCCAGAGGUAAUUCGUAAACUUAGGGAUUUUUACCAGCCACAUAAUCUUAAAUUUUAUCAAAUGGCAGGCAUGGAUUUUGGAUGGCAAUGAGUGUUUCUAAGCAUAAACACAUAUGCAAAACAUAUGCAGUUGACAUUGACAUUACAUCUUUACUCAUGACCUGAGUUUCUUCUGUGUUAGGUACAGAAGCUGAUUGUCUAGAUUGGUCUAGUUUUCUGAGUUUAGAAGCACGGAGGCUAGUGUUCAUGGAACAGCAAAAAUGAUGAAGUG
This is a messenger RNA of Triplophysa dalaica, 1498 nucleotides long. RefSeq names its product heparan sulfate (glucosamine) 3-O-sulfotransferase 3-like (gene hs3st3l). The coding region runs from base 263 to 1318 and encodes 351 amino acids. The transcript is spliced from 2 exons. Gene Ontology annotation, molecular function: [heparan sulfate]-glucosamine 3-sulfotransferase activity. The record is from RefSeq and is a predicted model, not a curated record. NCBI's taxonomy places the organism in Eukaryota, Metazoa, Chordata, Actinopteri, Cypriniformes, Nemacheilidae.